Caenorhabditis angaria is the source of this 3855-nucleotide messenger RNA. Lineage: Eukaryota; Metazoa; Nematoda; Chromadorea; Rhabditida; Rhabditidae. The record is from the annotation of a GenBank genome assembly.
AUGAAUUGCUCUGAAGAUGCUGAACUCAUUACGCAUCCUCUUUUCUACCUCGCUUCGAUAAUCUGUAUUUUAUCAUCGAUUUUAGCCUAUGUCUUUGUUAUAUUCUUAUUCAAAACGUAUGCUCUGAAACUUUUUUGGCACCUCAACUUCAGAGUGAGUUUUUAUUUUAUUUUCACAAUCCGUAAUGUUUCAACAUCUAGAUCCUGUUUUUCUUGAACAUCGCAAUCUCCUUUCAACUUUCCACAGUUGUGUUAAUCAACUUCUUCAAUUAUUUUUUCAAAUUAUUGACGGAAGAUAAUAUUUGUGAUGUUCUUGUUCGAGUCAAUGAUUGCUUCAUAAUACGAUUUCUAUUUUUGUGAGUUAUUUUUGUUUUUCAAUCAACAAAAAAAGUUCAGAAUAUUUAUUGGAUAAGUUAUUUUUACGCAAAACAAAACAACACGAAAAAUAUAAUGAUAUAAAUAUGAUUUAGGUUUUCGUUUAUAUCAAUUACAUUGAAUCAUACAGCAAUGAUUAUUGAGCGAUUUUGGGCAACACGGAAACUUGCAAAUUAUGAAAACUCAAAUGGGAUGUUUGGAACAGUUUUGGCAAUUCUCACAGUUAGUAUUCUCUCAUUUUUAUUAAAAAUUCGGUUUUAGACACUAGACAUCAGGACACGAAAAAUAGGCUGAUGUCAUACACAGAAAAAAGAUUUAUUGGUUUUGGAAAAUCAAAUAUUUUUUUUGAAAAUGCAUUCUAAUUGUAAAUUAAUAUUUUCCCAAAAGUUGAAGAAAGUAACAUUAUAAUGUCUGUUUGAUCUUUUCAUAGUUCAAUCGCAAAUGUGAUAUUACUUUUUUGACAAAAAGAGCUCUUGAGAAUUAUUAACGAUUCUCAAAUUUUGAUUUUCUCACGCGGACUACAAUGCUCUUGAGAUGUCUGUUGAAAUGUACUUUCUUUAAAAAGUACUGGAAACCUGGUGAAUUGGAAAAUGGAAAUUACAAUAUUAAGAAUAAAUUGAACAAAUCUGAGAAAAUUUUAAAAUAUAUUAACAUUUUUCGAUAAUUUUUCCAAGCCUGCAAUAACUAAACCGAAACAAAAAUUUUCUCCCGUUCAUUUUCAGAUCACAAUCGGAACAAUAAUGAUCUAUUUCGUAAUGCUUCCUGAUGAUGGAGAAGAACUAAUGCCAACUUGCUUUUCAUUUUCAGCUACAAAAAUGGGCAAUUAUUUGUACAUAAUGUACAGAGUUCAAUUUGUCGUUCAAUGUUUUGUUUUCCUUUUUCAUCGAUGGCUUACUUACAUGAACUCUGAGAAAAAGUUCCGAAAUACUCAAGAAUAUUUGACUCAACGUUUCCAAAGGUCAGAAAACCUAGCAGUUCUCCAACAAACCAACCCAUUGGUUUUGACAAGUGCCUGUUUUAUUGGGAGUUAUAUAAUCGUUGCUUCAUUAGUUAGAAUACUUCAAGAUUAUAUCACAAAAAAUCAAUACAUCUUGAUAAAUUUCUAUAUUUUUGUAAGAUUUUGCCUAUAUGAAUUUUUUAAAAAUGUAAAACCCAAAAAUUUGCAGAUCAUCCCACAUAUGCCGUUUGUUAUGAUGCUCGGAGCUUUGCAUAUGCUUCGAAAAGCAAACAUCAAGAAAAAAGAAUCGGUUGAAAAAAACAUUCAAAUUGAAAUAAAACAUCUUCGAACCUUCACUAACAAUUUUUAUAAAUGGGAUAGCAUUUAUGACAAUCGACAUGGCAUAAAACAUCCUUCGAGUCGCAAAUGGGGACUUGUUCGAAAUGUUGUUUCAGUAACUAAAUAAUUUUUUGUUAUUUUGAAAUUUAAAUGCUCAAAGAUCUUGUAAAUACUUUGUCGUAUUGUCGUUUUUUUUUGAAAUACAAAACAAUAAAGAAUGAUAUCAUUUACAUCUGGGCAAUUACCGUAAGAUUGUACUUCGUUAUCGAAAACACAUAUGUAAUUGGGAUUUAUAGUACAUUUGGGACUAUUUUGUUUUUUUUUGCUGAUAACAUGUCUAGAAAACAAUGAUAAUUUUGUAACUAGAGAUUUGCGGAAACAAUUGUGGAGUGCCAUACACACCGCUAAUUACAGAAGUAUGGAGACUGCAGUACCCCAAUGAAUGUUUGAAAUAAGAAUUCUGAAGUCUUGUAGAAUAAUUUUCAAUAUAUAGCUAUUAAUUAGUGAUUUUUUUUCUGAAAUCUAUCAUGUCUGGAAAAACUAUACAUUGAUUUUUUAAAAGUUCAAUAGAAAAAACUCAACCAUUAAAAAUUAGCUUUUGUAACUUGUACUUUGCGGAUCAGUUAUCUCAAUUUUUCUGAAAAACAAACUUCUCUUCAGUUUUCCUUGCAUUUAGAUUUUUUGUUUUUCCCACAGUAAAGAAGCGCUGAAUUUUAGACGUUUUGAAAAAUAAAUAACUCUCAAAAAUCCACUUCUGGUGGUUUAGAAAAAUAAGGAGAUCUUAAUUUCCGUCACAAGUACCUUUAUCUCAUAUUUUGCAGAACUGACAAUAUUUACGCCUGGGACUCACCAAAAACUCGUGCACUCUUUUUAAUUGCGUUUUUAAGAAUUCUACAGUAAUUUUGUUUUGACUACUUGAUCACUAUAAAAACCCACUUCAGAUUUGCAAUUCCAUUACGACAAAAGUCUUGCAGGAAAAAAUGGAAAACUGUGAGACACGUGGCAAAAUCUACCAUCACCCUCUAUAUAUUUUUCCCGUGGCGAACGGAAUGAUAUCAGCUUGGUUGACGUUUCCCAUUGUAUACAAAAUUCUGAAAAACUAUGCCUUUCAGGUUUACUAUCAUCCAAACGUCAGAGUAAGUUAAAAAAAAUCGUCUAUGUCAAAAAUUACAAACUUUCAGAUUCUGCUUGGUGUCACACUUUUCAGUUGUAUUAUUUUGGCUUGUGCAACAGUAUACUCGUCCGGGAUUUUUAUGUUGAACAUGUUUGUCAAAUCAAACACUUGUCAAAUGUUUUUAGAAACCAGAGAUUGCUCAUUUGUCAGAUCUUCUUUUCUGUGGGUUCAAGAAUUCUUAUGAUUUCGAAAAUGAACAGUUUUUUUCAGAUUUGCGUUUUGUGUGUUGACAACAAGUCAUUUCAGUUUGUUAGUGGAAAGAAUGAUUGCAACAUAUCGUCUAAGUCAAUACGAAAAACAGGGUCAUCUUCUCGGAAUCUUUCUAUCAGUUUUAUCUGUAAGUGUUAGAAAAAUACUUCAAAGCUACAGUUCAGUUUUCAAGAUUCUCAUCUCUGGUUACAUCAUUCAUAUCGUUCUUCAACCGGAAGAUCCUUCAGAACUAAUCACAAGUUGUAUGACAUUCUCUGCAUCAAAAUCUGUUGGAGCAAAUAUCUACAGAAUGUUAACAUUUCAAUUUUUCGUCGACCUUGCUCUUUUCCUCAUACACGCUUACUUAUGGAAGCUGAAUAUCUCUAACCGGAAAUAUUCAACAACGCUGAACCUGUCUGGAAAAUUUCAACAAGGCCAAAACAUCAAAAUUUUGCGUCAAACUUCGUCAUUGAUUUUGACAAGUAGUGCAACCAUUGGGAUUUAUAUAUUUAUUAUCUCAAUUUUUCGAAUGUUCAAAGAUUAUCUUCCUGAUAAUUGGUAUGAGUUAAUUGCCGCGAAUUUGUUUGUGAGUUUUUUACUCAUAUGAAAAUAAAACAAUGAGCAAUUUUCAGAUAAUGCCAUAUCUUCCAUUCAUUCUGACAUUAACAAUGUAUUUCUCUUUGCGAAGAGACUUGAAAGAAAGAUCUGCUCAUCAUCAAAACAGUUUGUUCACGCAAAACAAUUUUAAUAAGAAUUAUUUCAAAACGACUUCUGAUUCUUGGGACAUGGAAUAUCAUGAGAUGAGAAAAAGAGGAAGUUCUCUUCCAGUGUUAACUAUUUGA